AUGGCACAUGUGAAGGAGGAUCGCGUCGCGGUGAGGGAUCUGAAACUGGACUUCUACCUGGGCCCCACAUCACCCGACCGACCAGGAAGGCGUGUUCCCAUGCCUUUCACCAUGCUGGACGGAUACCAAGGAGAAGCUACGCACGGGUUUAUACUGCGGCAUCCAGAAAACUACAGGGAGCUUAAUCCAUCGUUCUCCCGAAUUUUGGGAAAUGAAAACGCGAAGGGGAUGGACAUAAAGGGGCCUUGUGUUAUCGUUUUGUGCAACCAAAGGGGCAUCUUUGUGAAUGCAACGUACGAAGACAUCCGCGAAGAGACGGAUAGGGAAGACAUUGCAUCCGAGUCGGAUAAAGAAGGGGGAGAGAUUUAG
Molecule: messenger RNA, 369 nt
Organism: Coprinopsis cinerea okayama7#130
Lineage: Eukaryota; Fungi; Basidiomycota; Agaricomycetes; Agaricales; Psathyrellaceae
Exons: 3
Coding region: 1-369 (122 amino acids)
Source: RefSeq, a predicted model, not a curated record